AUGCGGGCAAUCUUCACGCCUUUUCGAGGGCAGUCCCUCAAAAAUUUGUAUCAGAAAAGCCCCGAGGAAACGGUCCUGGCUUUGGCAGUGCUUGUGGCAUUCGUGUUCAUAUUUGCAUAUAUUGCCCGUAUCUACUACACAUACUUCAACAGUCGGCAAUUCACGCGCUACCCACAGCCCGUGGCAAAGUACUUGCGCCGGGCGUUGUACUUUAGCAACUACUCACCCGACCCGAAGCGUGCCCUCAAGAACUACAAGCUGGCGCUGGAGCAGUGCGACGAGCUUGGCCUUGACCCUUUCUCUGACGAUGUCAUGGGAAUUCGCAUCCAGCUAGCUUCUUGGUUGGAGAAGGUGCAGAACUAUGAGGCAGCGAUCAAGAUACUGGAGCUGCUUCUGAGUGACUGCAAGCGAUGGGUUGAGCAAAUGGAGAGAAGUGUCGACACUGGCAGUACUAAAGACAGCGGGAAAAUGUCUGCCCGCCUUCCCGCACCACGGGUGCGAGGAACGGCCACAGAAGACGAAGACAUGUUGGAGAAGGACCGGCCCUCGGACGUGGAAACGCUUUGGGCCCGACGAUCAAGGAUUCUGCAAAAGGCAAUUGGAAUUAGCGUGAAGCUGGGCGAGCUGUAUGCAGACGAGCAUGUGUUGAACGCUAAUAUGGCACACGAGCGGCUGGUCUGGGCUGUCGACGCUGCUCUCCAGGAAUUUCAGCGGCGUUCGGUUUCGGGUGUCAAGACGGGAGAGGGCGAGUGGAUGAGCCCCAAGGAGAUGGGUGCUGCACUGGAAUCUUUAGGACACAGCUAUGAGUCGCGAUCACAGUUUCACCUUGCGCUGCCGCUGUUUUUCCAGGCUCUGCGUCUGUGCAAGGAUCCGUGCCACAGUGCCGUUAUCAAUAAGCCGAGCUCGAAGCCGCCAACGCAGGAAGAGGCGCGAAAGGCGUACUUGGAGACAGCCCAGCGGUGGGCACUUAACGCCCAACAACAUGCGGCAGACGCAGCAGGCGAGGAACGGACGCCCGAAUGUGACGAAGCCUGCGUGGUAUCUCUCUGCAAUCUGGGCGACAUUGCGGCCAUGCUGGGAGAUGCCGGAGAGGCUCGGCGUCGGUUUCGGCAGGGCCGGGCCAUGAGUGAGAAGCUCCAGUUUGCUGCUGGCGUGGAGCAGGCCGAGGCCGGACUGCGCAGACUUUCAUAG
Molecule: messenger RNA, 1191 nt
Organism: Grosmannia clavigera kw1407
Lineage: Eukaryota; Fungi; Ascomycota; Sordariomycetes; Ophiostomatales; Ophiostomataceae
Product: tpr domain containing protein
Exons: 4
Coding region: 1-1191 (396 amino acids)
Biological process (GO): protein quality control for misfolded or incompletely synthesized proteins
Cellular component (GO): i-AAA complex
Molecular function (GO): misfolded protein binding
Source: RefSeq, a predicted model, not a curated record